Messenger RNA from Oncorhynchus keta (chum salmon), 5703 nucleotides. RefSeq names its product probable glutathione peroxidase 8. NCBI's taxonomy places the organism in Eukaryota, Metazoa, Chordata, Actinopteri, Salmoniformes, Salmonidae. The record is from RefSeq and is a predicted model, not a curated record. Gene Ontology annotation, molecular function: glutathione peroxidase activity. Gene Ontology annotation, biological process: response to oxidative stress. Bases 1 to 648 code for a protein of 215 amino acids. The transcript is spliced from 4 exons.
AUGGAGGCGCUGGAGGUUUUGGGGGGCUACCCGAACAAGCCCUCGAACCCUCGAUCACGAAUGGUCAGGGUUCUACUGAGUAUGACUGUUGUUAUGGGAUGUUUAUUAACGCUACAUAGUUUUCUCAAAAUCACUAAGUCGCGGAAGCCGCAAGAUUUCUACUCUUUUGAGGUGAAGGACGCCAAAGGGAGAAGCGUUUCUCUGGAGAGGUACAGAGGCAAAGCGUCUCUGGUUGUCAACGUGGCGAGCCACAGCGAACACACAGAGAAUAACUAUCGCUCUCUGCAAGAGCUGCACCGGGAACUGGGGACGUCCCAUUUCAACGUGCUGGCUUUUCCCUGCGGCCAGUUCGGGGAGACCGAGAUGGGGACCAGCCGGGACAUCGAGGCCAACGCCAAGAACACCCAUGGCGUCACCUUCCCUAUUUUCAGUAAGAUCAAAAUCAUGGGAUCGGAGGCGGAGCCAGCUUUCAAAUUCAUAACAGAUUCUGCAAAAAAGAUUCCGAAGUGGAACUUCUGGAAGUUCCUGGUGAACCCUGAGGGCCAGGUGGUGAGGUACUGGAAGGCAGAGGAGCCCGUCGACAGCGUUCGUCAGGAGGCCACGGCCAUGGUGCGCGAGAUCAUUCUGAAGAAAAGGGCAGAGCUCUAACAGCGUGGGACUUGUCAAGACAGGAGUGACGACACCUCUGAGUCCAAUUAAACGUUCCUGGGGUUACUGUGCGACGGACGGACAUUUCAACACACUUUGUUAUGAUUUGACCACUUUGACAAACUUUGCAGAAGAUCAUGUUCAUUGCACUGUAGGUGGGUUUAGAAUUUUACUGGAUGGCAACAGGACUAGAAUAAGAGCCUGUGUGUGUGUGUGUGUGUGUGUGUGUGUGUGUGUGUGUGUGUGUGUGUGUGUGUGUGUGUGUGUGUGUGUGUGUGUGUGUGUGUGUGUGUGUGUGUGUGUGUGUGUGUGUGUGUGUGUGUGUGUGUGUCUCUCUCUCUCUCUGUGUCUCUCUGUGUGUGUGUGUGUGUGUGUGUGUGUGUGUGUGUGUGUGUGUGUGUGUGUGUGUGUGUGUGUGUGUGUGUGUGUGUGUGUGUGUGUGUGUCUCUCUCUCUGUGUCUCUCUGUGUGUGUGUGUGUGUGUGUGUGUGUGUGUGUGUGUGUGUGUGUGUGUGUGUGUGUGUGUGUGUGUGUGUGUGUGUGUGUGUGUGUGUGUGUGUGUGUGUGUGUAAUAUAGAUUUUCUUUGUGUCAGUACUCUCUGGUAGCUGCAUGUACACAUGGCCAUCUUGUUCAGUUUGUCUUGUUCUGAGAUAGAUUAAAGACUGUUAUGUUUAUCAAUGUUUAAAUCAAAGUCUAUUUGUCACGUGCGCCGAAUACAAAAGUGAAAUGCUUACUUACAGCCUCUAACCAAUAGUGCAGAAAAGGUAUUAGGUGAACAAUAGAUAAGUAAAGAUAUAAAACAACAGUAAAAAUACAGGAUAUAUACAGUAGAGAGGCUAUAUACAGUAGAGAGGCUAUAUACAGUAGAGAGGUUAUAUACAGUAGAGAGGCUAUAUACAGUAGAGAGGCUAUAUACAGUAGAGAGGUUAUAUACAGUAGAGAGGUUAUAUACAGUAGAGAGGCUAUAUACAGUAGAGGCUAUAUACAGUAGAGGUUAUAUACAGUAGAGAGGCUAUAUACAGUAGAGAGGUUAUAUACAGUAGAGAGGUUAUAAACAGUAGAGAGGCUAUAUACAGUAGAGAGGCUAUAUACAGUAGAGAGGUUAUAUACAGUAGAGAGGCUAUAUACAGUAGAGAGGCUAUAUACAGUAGAGAGGCUAUAUACAGUAGAGAGGCUAUAUACAGUAGAGAGGCUAUAUACAGUAGAGAGGUUAUAUACAGUAGAGAGGCUAUAUACAGUAGAGAGGUUAUAUACAGUAGAGAGGCUAUAUACAGUAGAGAGGCUAUAUACAGUAGAGGCUAUAUACAGUAGAGAGGUUAGAUACAGUAGAGGCUAUAUACAGUAGAGAGGUUAAAUACAGUAGAGAGGCUAUAUACAGUAGAGAGGCUAUAUACAGUAGAGAGGUUAUAUACAGUAGAGAGGCUAUAUACAGUAGAGGCUAUAUACAGUAGAGAGGUUAUAUACAGUAGAGAGGUUAUAUACAGUAGAGGGGCUAUAUACAGUAGAGGCUAUAUACAGUAGAGAGGUUAUAUACAGUAGUGAGGCUAUAUACAGUAGAGAGGUUAUAUACAGUAGAGAGGUUAUAUACAGUAGAGAGGCUAUAUACAGUAGAGAGGUUAUAUACAGUAGAGAGGUUAUAUACAGUAGAGAGGCUAUAUACAGUAGAGAGGUUAUAUACAGUAGAGAGGUUAUAUACAGUAGAGAGGCUAUAUACAGUAGAGGUUAUAUACAGUAGAGAGGCUAUAUACAGUAGAGAGGCUAUAUACAGUAGAGGUUAUAUACAGUAGAGAGGUUAUAUACAGUAGCGAGGCUACAUAUAGACAGCGGUUAGUCAGGCUGAUUGAGGUAGUAUGUACAUACAGACACCGGUUAGUCAGGCUGAUUGAGGUAGUAUGUACAUGCAGACACCAGUUAGUCAGGCUGAUUGAGGUAGUAUGUACAUACAGAUACCGGAGAGUCAGGCUGAUUGAGGUUAGUAUGUAGUCAGGCUGAUUGAGGUUAGUAUGUAGUCAGGCUGAUUGAGGUAGUAUGUACAUACAGAUACCGGUUAGUCAGGCUGAUUGAGGUAGUAUGUACAUACAGAUACCGGAGAGUCAGGCUGAUUGAGGUUAGUAUGUAGUCAGCCUGAUUGAGGUUAGUAUGUAGUCAGGCUGAUUGAGGUUAGUAUGUACAUACAGAUACCGGUUAGUCAGGCUGAUUGAGCUUAGUAUGUACAUACAGUCACCGGUUAGUCAGGCUGAUUGAGGUAGUAUGUACAUGCAGACACCGGUUAGUCAGGCUGAUUGAGGUAGUAUGUACAUACAGACACCGGUUAGUCAGGCUGAUUGAGGUAGUAUGUACAUACAGACACCGGUUAGUCAGGCUGAUUGAGGUAGUAUGUACAUGCAGACACCGGUUAGUCAGGCUGAUUAAGGUAGUAUGUACAUACAGUCACCGGUUAGUCAGGCUGAUUAAGGUAGUAUGUACAUACAGACACCGGUUAGUCAGGCUGAUUGAGGUAGUAUGUACAUGCAGACACCGGUUAGUCAGGCUGAUUGAGGUAGUAUGUACAUACAGACACCGGUUAGUCAGGCUGAUUGAGGUAGUAUGUACAUGUUUAAUGUAGUACAAUCAUAAAAUAAACUGUUAAUGUAGAAGUUCAAGUAAUCAACUUAAAGGGACCUUGUUUCAUUGAUUCAUAGAAGGAAUAGUAUUUUACACGUUUGAUACAAUGUUGACCUUAAAAAAUCCUAUUUGUGAUAUGGAAGGCUGUGUAACUGCUGAACUCAACACAUUGUGACAGAGAUUCUAUCUCCUCCUUUAAAAAAAAAUAUAUAUAUAUAUUUAACUAGGAAAGUCAGUUAAUAAGAACAAAUUCUUAUUUACAAUGACGGUCUACCCUAACCAAAGCCAGAUGACACUGGGCCCAUAGUGCACUUCCCUAUGGGACUCACAGUGAUGUAGCCUGGAUGUGAACCAGGGACUACAGUCUUGAACAGAGACGCAGUGCCUUAGACCGCUGCACCACUCGGGAGCAUCCUAUCUCCUCACCUUCACGACCGUGUUGGAGAAGGACCACGGUCCAACGUCCCGUCGAGCAGGACUUCUUCACCUUCACGACCGUGUUGGAGAAGGACCACGGUCCAACGUCCCGUCGAGCAGGACUUCUUCACCUUCACGACCGUGUUGGAGAAGGACCACGGUCCAACGUCCCGUCGAGCAGGACUUCUUCACCUUCACGACCGUGUUGGAGAAGGACCACUGUCCAACGUCUCCAGGAAGGAUCAACCAACCGGGUCAUCAGGAGGGAUCAACCAACCGGGUCAUCAGGAGGGAUCAACCAACCGGGUCAACCAAUGAAUUAUACUUGUGAAGAAGAAAAUGUAUAUAUAUAUGUAAAUGUAAAAUGUACUACUUCGUUUCCAUUUAGAGGAUGAUGCUCUCAUCCAGAGCGACUUACGAUGGAGAUGAUCUCCAUGGUGCUGCCCAUGCACCUCACAGACGCCAUGAUGAGGCAGAGAUGUCUAUCCAAGUCAAUGGAACGUGCACCUCACAGACGCCAUAAUGAGACAGAGAUGUCUAUCCAAGUCAAUGGAACGUGCACCUCACAGACGCCAUGAUGAGGCAGAGAUGUCUAUCCAAGUCAAUGGAACGUGCACCUCACAGACGCCAUAAUGAGACAGAGAUGUCUAUCCAAGUCAAUGGAACAUACUCAGAGUGGCAGGGUAGACUAGUGGUUAGAGUGUAGAGGCGGCAGGGUAGCCUAGUGGUUAGAGUGUAGAGGAGGCAGGGUAGCCUAGUGGUUAGAGUGUAGAGGCGGCAGGGUAGCCUAGUGGUUAGAGUGUAGAGGCGGCAGGGUAGCCUAGUGGUUAGAGUGUAGAGGCGGCAGGGUAGCCUAGUGGUUAGAGUGUAGAGGCGGCAGGGUAGCCUAGUGGUUAGAGUGUAGAGGCGGCAGGGUAGCCUAGUGGUUAGAGUGUAGAGGCGGCAGGGUAGCCUAGUGGUUAGAGUGUAGAGGCGGCAGGGUAGCCUAGUGGUUAGAGUGUAGAGGCGGCAGGGUAGCCUAGUGGUUAGAGUGUAGAGGAGGCAGGGUAGACUAGUGGUUAGAGCGUAGAGGCGGCAGCGUAGCCCAGUUGUGAGAGAGUUGGACUAGUAACCAAAAGGUUGCUAGAUCAAAUCCCCGUGUUGACAACUUAACAAUCUGUUGUUCUACCCCUGAACAAGGCAGUUAACCCACUGUUCCUAGGCUGUCAUUGAAAAUAAGAAUUUGUUCUUAACUGACUUGCCCUAGUUAAAUAAAUACUCUCACAGAUGCCAUAAUGAGACAGAGAUGUCAAUGGAACAUAUUUGGAGAGGCAGGUAGCCCAGUUGUGAGAGAGUUGGACUAGUAACCAAAAGGUUGCUAGAUCAAAUCCCCGUGUUGACAACUUAACAAUCUGUUGUUCUACCCCUGAACAAGGCAGUUAACCCACUGUUCCUAGGCUGUCAUUGAAAUCCCAAGGAAUUCCUAGUUGAUUGCUAUUGACCGGUUGAUCUCCUAGUCGAUUGUCAAAGAAGUUCUGUCCCAAAGAUUCGAGCCUAGCGGAACUGGGUAGGUGCAAACUGUUCAUAUGUCUGAAGGUACAAACUGUUCAUAUGUCUGAAGGUAUAAACUGUUCAUAUGUCUGAAGGUACAAACUGUUCAUAUGUCUGAAGGUAUAAACUGUUCAUAUGUCUGAAGGUACAAACUGUUCAUAUGUCUGAAGGUGCAAACUGUUCAUAUGUCUGAAGGUAUAAACUGUUCAUAUGUCUGAAGGUACAAACUGUUCAUAUGUCUGAAGGUACAAACUGUUCAUAUGUCUGAAGGUACAAACUGUUCAUAUGUCUGAAGGUGUAAACUGUUCAUAUGUCUGAAGGUACAAACUGUUCAUAUGUCUGAAGGUACAAACUGUUCAUAUGUCUGAAGGUACAAACUGUUCAUAUGUCUGAAGGUGUAAACUGUUCAUAUGUCUGAAGGUACAAACUGUUCAUAUGAUCAUAUCAGAUGAUCAUAUCUGCAGUAACGUAGCAGAUGUAAAAAUAAAGCAAAAUCAAAGUUGA